Messenger RNA from Pollicipes pollicipes, 1071 nucleotides. Its product is annotated as bifunctional arginine demethylase and lysyl-hydroxylase JMJD6-B. NCBI's taxonomy places the organism in Eukaryota, Metazoa, Arthropoda, Thecostraca, Pollicipedomorpha, Pollicipedidae. The transcript has 7 exons. The record is from RefSeq and is a predicted model, not a curated record. Gene Ontology annotation, molecular function: 2-oxoglutarate-dependent dioxygenase activity. Bases 1 to 1014 code for a protein of 337 amino acids.
AUGACCCGCACAGAGCCGGACGGGAAGGAAUUGGGCGGCCGCGUGGCGGCCAUCCUGGCGCGCUGCCGGCAGCUGCACGUGGAGCCGGCCCAACUGCGCAGCCUGUCCGGCUACGACCGGCUGCAGCGGGCAGCGAGCGGCAAGCAGCCCCGCUGGCAGCCCUGGCUGCUACCCGGCCUACUAGCCAUCCUACUGGCCGUCUUCGUCCACCAGGAGCUGUACACAGUGCAAGGCCUGUCGCGGCUCAUCUUGUGGGUGGAGGGUCUCGACGUGGAGAAUGAGCCGUGCAUGAUCGAGAUGCAUCCGAUAAUGGCCGACCUGACGGCGACGCCAAACAACUGCAGCAGGUGCUCAGAUGUGCUGGACGUGGACCGGGUCUCCAACAUCACUCCGCAAGAGUUCGAGCUCAAGUACGCGUACUCGGGCCGACCCGUCAUCAUCACGGACGGCACCGCCAACUGGACGGCCCCCGCCGUCUUCAACUUCCAGUUCUUCAAGGAGCUGUAUGCGGAAAGCUCGGGGAGACUCGCGGCGGACAGCACGGAGAGGGGCUGCCAGUUCUUCCCAUACAAGACUGACUUCGACGGCCUGAGUGACGUGUUCUCCAUGUCGGCGGCCCGGGCCAACAUGCAGAAGGGCGAGGAGCCGUGGUACAUCGGCUGGUCUAGCUGCGACUCGGCGGCGGGGAACGAACUGCGCCGCCACUACACCCGGCCUUACUUCCUGCCGGAGACGGCCGAGUUGAGCCGACUCGACUGGAUCUUCAUGGGCACGCCCGGAUUCGGCGCACAUUUGCAUAUUGACCACGUGAAGCACCCGUCGUGGCAGGCGCAGCUGCAUGGCCGCAAGAUGUGGACGCUGGAGCCCCCACGCGAGUGUCUGUCUGUCUGCCGCAGCAUGGACGUCACCGUCAACCAGGGGGAGAUCAUUGUGCUGGACACCAACAUGUGGUACCACAUGACGCAGAUCGUGUCGGACGAGAUCAGCAUCACCAUCGGGUCCGACUACGACUGAGCCCCGCGCCGCUGUCAUCUGCAUGGACGUGCGCACGCCCGCGCGAUGCAUUCUAGU